Drosophila obscura is the source of this 2224-nucleotide messenger RNA. It is a transcript of the gene myo, whose product is annotated as growth/differentiation factor 8. The coding region runs from base 249 to 2150 and encodes 633 amino acids. Gene Ontology annotation, biological process: SMAD protein signal transduction. The record is from RefSeq and is a predicted model, not a curated record. Lineage: Eukaryota; Metazoa; Arthropoda; Insecta; Diptera; Drosophilidae. Gene Ontology annotation, cellular component: extracellular region. Gene Ontology annotation, molecular function: growth factor activity; cytokine activity. The transcript is spliced from 4 exons.
CAUUUGAAUGAAAUACCAACCGAAAAAUACGUGUGCCGAUCUGUAGUGCUUUGGAUUAAUAUGCUAUGCACUUUCAAUUGCAAGCAAAACGAAGUGAAAAGUGAAACAACAACAACUGAAAUAUGUGCACAACUUUAGUCCAUGUAUUUAUCCAAUACAUGUAAAACAUCACAUCAUAUAAUUCCAAGUGUUCAAAAUAGAAUUCGCGUGCGCAUAUCACUCAACCCGACAACUGUUUGCUAAAAAUCAUGCUGACCAAUGGGUACCGCAUUGGGAAAGAACACAAGACUAAGAGCCAAUAUUAUGAGUACCCUAUGGGUGGUGGUGUUAAAAGGCUUAUUGAAAAUGCAAAAACAGCAGUUGCAGUUGUGCACGUACAGACGGAUUCCAAUAGCAUAGAUUUCCCCGAUAUAGUUCCCCGAAGAGAUUUGUGCAGUUGCAAAUCGAGGACAAGUAUUACAAAGCCACAGAUUAUAAGUGGACAUUCGAGAUGUCCCUUUGUCAUGUACCGAUGUGUGGCCAUAGCUGUACUAUCCAUGCUUUUAGUCCUAGCGACUGCACACAGUGCCAACAGUGAGCAAGAGUUAGUAGAAAGCUCAAGCAAUUCAUCAAGUGUCAGUGUUAGACCUGAAAUCAUUUUAUUGAGUAACAGAACGAAUGCUAAAUCUAACAUACUUUCAAGCGAGAACGCGUCAGCAACAAUUAUACAGAAAAAUCUAGAGGAUCAUUAUCAAGAGGAUCCUGAUCCGCCUUUAAACCCAAUAAAAGUACAAACCAAACGGAAUAGUAAAAGUUCGACUCUGCCAACAACAUCUAGAUCGGGUCCCUUCUCGAGUGUUCAAGGCGUAUCUAUGAAUCGAAAUACAUUGAUCAACAUUGAUAGUAUUUUACAACGCCAAUUGCGCGAGAAAGCAAAGCAGGAUAGCUUGGAGUCGAUUAAGAUGCACAUACUCAUGCGGUUAAAUCUAAAAAAACUACCAAAUAUAACCAAACCUAUCUCAGUGCCACAAAAUAUAUUAGAGGAUUUCUAUAAAGGUUAUAAUGCAUCUGUAACAAAUACAAUUUGGCGCCGUAGGGAAUCCGCAGGAGAACCGCUAUCAGAAUCACCAUUUGUCCCUAAGAAAGACGAGAAAAAUACCAAUAAAAGUAGCGGUUUAGUGGCUGAUGAAUCAGACAUGAACAUUUCUUCUCAAAUGCAAGGGGAUGAUGCUAAUGCUUUAAAUGAGUUUAAGUUGAUUUAUAACACCGAAAUAGGAAUCCAGGAAUAUCCAAAUACAAAACAAGAUUUUCUUAUGGAUAAUAAUGAUGAUGAAUACGAGAGUAUUCUUUCACACAUAAGCAGCAUUUACGUGUUUCCUGAACAACUUCAACCACAUGUUCGACACAACCGUAAAACAGACGUUCUUCGGUUUAAAUUCGACAAUAGUUACUCGGACAUAUCGUACGCUACACUGCAUUUAUAUCUGCGUGGUUGGGACUGGAUAAGCACCCAUCAGCCGGAACUCAUUGAGGAGAUUGAAAAUCAACAAAGUAAAGAUAUUGUUGUAGCUAUUCAUCGGGCAGUACGCCGUGCAAAUAACACAAGCUUUACUCACAAGGCCAAAAUGUUUGAAUUUCGACAAAAAAUCCCAUCUGGACAAGGACAGUGGGUCAACGUUGACCUUAAACCUGUUUUCGGUGAUCGCGGGUCGAAUAAAUCUCAUGAAAUUCUUAUAAAAGGUGUAGAAUCCUGGAUGAAGCCUUUAGUUGUGACCACCGAUAACACAUCGAAUAAUCCAUUAACGGUUCACAUAGAAAUUGGAUCACAAAAAAAGCAUCGACGAAAACGAAGCGUUUAUAUGGACUGUACUGAAAGUGAUCACGAUAUGCGAUGCUGUCGAUAUCCUCUCAAGGUGAACUUCACAAGUUUUGGAUGGCAUUUCGUUGUUGCACCUACGUCAUUUGAUGCAUACUUUUGCAGUGGCGACUGCAGAGUUGGAUACCUCGAGCAGUAUCCCCACACUCAUUUGGCCGCCUUAACGACGUCGGCCACGCCCUGCUGUUCGCCAACAAAAAUGAGUUCCUUAAGCUUGUUAUAUUUUGACGAUAACCAUAACCUGGUUUUAAGUGUUAUACCAAAUAUGUCUGUAGAGGGAUGCAGCUGUUCCUAGCCAUCAAGUCGAAUUUUUAUCUCGAUUUUUAUACCAAUCAUCUAGAAUAAAAAAAAUAUAAUUUUAUGUACAUA